Molecule: messenger RNA, 411 nt
Organism: Hirsutella rhossiliensis
Lineage: Eukaryota; Fungi; Ascomycota; Sordariomycetes; Hypocreales; Ophiocordycipitaceae
Product: aegerolysin domain-containing protein
Exons: 2
Coding region: 1-411 (136 amino acids)
Biological process (GO): symbiont-mediated hemolysis of host erythrocyte
Source: RefSeq, a predicted model, not a curated record
AUGGCCUAUGCUCAGUGGCUUACCAUUCAGAUUCAAAAUCUGUUGAAGAAGAAUGACAUCCGCGUCCAACAUGCCGUCCUUGAAUGGGGCAAGUUCUACAAAACCUCCAAAGACGUUGAGGUCACAACUAGCCAAAUCGAAGCCGUCGUCAUCGCUCCUGGAUCCUCCGAGAGUGUAAGCGCGUGCGGUCGUUCUGACGCAUCGUCGGGUACAACUGGGCAAUUCGACAUUUAUGAGGGCGCGGCCAAGAUUUGCACCGUCAAGUGGGACUGUCCUUGGGGGUCGAAGACAAACAGCUUUAACAUUGAAAGCUAUAACAUCAUCACGUCGCCGUAUCUUGUCAGUGUCGGAAACUGGAAUCGGGACAGUGGUGCCAUCGGAACUGUCCCCAUUGUCAUUUCGCAGAAGUAG